AUGCCAGCGGAAUCUUCCAUUCAAAAAUACUGGAACAAUCGAAAACGCGGAAAUGAUGAUGGUCGGUGGGGUACCGCUGGUCGAAAAUAUACGACUUCAUCAACUGCUGGUGAAGGGUCAUCGUCCAAAAGGCUUUCCGUAAAGGUGAAUCGUCAGUCACUCAAUUAUACGGAUUUACUGAUUUGUGGAUAUAUGGUUAAGUUACCACCAAAUAUACAACCAUAUGCUACGCAGCGAACGAUGAUUGCGAAAAUCCUUACUGCUUUAAAGAAUAAACUUAAUGCGCUAAUUGAAAGUCCAACAGGAAGUGGUAAAACACUUGGGCUUCUAUCAGCAAGUUGUGCUUGGCUUGAAAGAUACAAAAAGGAACGUACGCAAUCGCGAAAUGAAUGCAAAGCAUGUCGUAGUGGUGGUAGUGGUGGUGGCGGUGGACAUACCGAUAAUCAAACUUUAGAUCAAAGUACAUUUUUUGAUGAAUUAAAUGGUGCUGAUUUGAGCGAUAAAAGUGGUAUGAAUAAUAUAUCAGCUGAAUGUACAUAUGAAGCUCAAUCAUUUUCUACAUUAGAAGAUGAAUUUGAGAAUGAUUUUUGCGUUGUUACAAGCUUCUCAUCCACAACAAAUAAGUUGGAAGGUGUUGCUUCAUUGGAUGAUAGCAAGAUUUCGAAGAAAGAUGCGGAGGAAGGCCAUACAUGUUUACCACGUGUGACAAUAUAUUAUGGAACGCGAACACAUAAACAAAUUAGCCAGGUGGUAAAGGAAUUCUCACGUUUAUCAUAUGGGCAAGAAGGAGUCAUUAAACAUACAAUAUUGGCAAGUCGAGAACAUAUGUGUAUCAAUCCAGCAAUACGUGUUAGUGAUGAUAUCAAUGGUAAAUGUAAAGAAUUCAUAUCUUCGGAUGGGAUUGGUUGUUCAUACAAAAAUUCAAUGCGUGGUAAAUAUGAAAGACCGAGCGCAGUAAGACGUUUGGUUGCACAAACUACUGGGCAAAUGAAUUAUAUCUGGGAUGUAGAGGAUCUUGUUAAAGCGCUAAAAUGUUCUACGCCUUCACUUUGUCCCUAUUUCUCAACUGCUCGAGUACUUAUCGACGAUGCUGAUAUUAUUUUUUGUCCGUUCUCUUAUCUUAUUGACCCCAUUAUCCGCGCGAAUUCUGGUUUAAGCCUGAAAAAUACGGUAGUUAUUCUCGAUGAAGCGCAUAACGUGGAAGAUGUUUGCCGUGAAGCUGUUAGUUUUACAUUCAUGGAACGUGAACUGGUUGGCGCAACUGCAGAUUUAUAUCAGAAAGCAGCAGAACUUGAGAAAGAACUUACAAAAGUGGAUGCUAAAGUUGUUGCAGAAGAAGGAUUGAUUGAAACAGAAGACAGCAGGGCGGGAAGAUAUAAGGAGUGUUUGGAAGUGAUGAAGGGCCAUUUUAAAACAGUAAUUAAUUUUUUAAACAAAAUAUUGGAUUGGUUUGUGGAUGUAUCAUCAAAUGCGCUACAGUCGGCAUCAAUGAAAAAUGAUCGGCUUACCUAUACUUACAAAUGGGAAAAGCUUUUCACAACAUUAACGAGUAAUGAUUUGGAUAUAUUUAGCAAGACUGGCAAAGGAACCGCUUAUUCAGGUCUACUGGAAGCAUUCAUAUCUAUUACCGGUGCUUGUAAUGAAAAUGAUGAGUUUCAAUCUUAUUUGAAGCAUUACAAGUUAUGUGCUACAACAGCUAUUUGUGUGGAAAAAUUUCUGUAUUUUUUCAAAUCGUAUUUUCGGGAUGAUAAUCGUACAGCUUAUAAGUUAUUUGUGUGUAUCGACAAGCCAUUUGUACCAUAUUCACAGUCAAAUAUUUUCGACGUAGCAAAGAACUCGUCAAAUAGCAUUGAUAUAUUGGAUAUGAGUUCAUACGAUAAAGAAAAAGAAGAAUGGUUAGAUUCAACAAUACGUCUGAAAGGCUAUCGCGAAGUGAAAUAUGGCUAUCGUGUUGCUAUUAGUUUUUGGUGUAUGCGCCCAUCAUUGGCUUACACCGAUGCAUUCAAAGGAUGUCGUAGCGUUAUUUUAGCUUCCGGCACACUUUCUCCGACGGAUACUUUUCGUACCGAACUUGGUACUACUUUUCACCAAGAAAUGGAGGGAAAUCAAAUUAUACCGGAUGAGCAAAUUUUUGCUGCAGUCAUUCCAUCUGGACCAAAUGGUGAAAAAUUAUGUGGAACUUAUAGAAUUAUUAACCGAGAUGACCGAUUUAUACGGGAAAUUUCACUGAUUUUGAGUCAUGUUUGUAAAAUAAUACCGAAAGGUGUGUUAUGUUUUUUCUCAAGUUAUCGUGUCUUGGAUCAAAUUUAUGAAUAUAUGGAAACGACGGGUAUUUUAAGGCAAAUACAAAAUAUCAAGCUUGUUUUGAAAGAACCGCGGCGUUCAUCACUAAUGAAUACUGUCAUGAUGCAGUAUGAAAAUGCGAUUGUUAAUUCCUUCGACUUCGGACCACAGUGUACUGGCGCAUUGCUGAUGGCAGUUUUUAGAGGCAAAGUCUCGGAAGGUAUCGAUUUCACUGAUGACAGAGCUCGUUGCGUGGUGACCGUUGGUAUACCAUUUCCCAGUGCUAUGGACGAACAAGUUGUUGAAAAGAAAAAAUAUAAUGAUGAUUACUGUACGAAAUUACGGAUCUUAUCGGGUGAUGAAUGGUAUACAAUGCAAGCAUAUAGAGCUCUCAAUCAAGCUUUAGGAAGAUGUUUACGACAUCGUUCCGAUUGGGGGUCGAUUUUGAUGCUCGACGAACGAUUAUUGCAAAUACGGGCAAAUCCAAAUGCUAAAAAGGUUUCACGAUGGAUACGUGAACAGUUGCGGCCAUUGACAAACUAUGAGCAUUUCCUUAGCGAAUUAACCAGUUUCGUGAACAAAAUGGAAAUCAGAAAUUCGCAGCUACCUAAUAAUAGCGACUGUAAUACUGUGAAUGUUGUUGAUGUUGAGGAGUAAUAUAUGCUACUGCCAUAACGUUUGUUUUUAAAUGUUCCUCAGAAGAUCGUAGUUCACAUAGAUUUUGAAUCCAAACUUUCAUUUUUAUGGCACAUUCUUUCUAUGAAAUCUGAUUUUUGAUGACUGC
This is a messenger RNA of Loa loa (African eye worm), 3067 nucleotides long. Its product is annotated as CBR-DOG-1 protein. NCBI's taxonomy places the organism in Eukaryota, Metazoa, Nematoda, Chromadorea, Rhabditida, Onchocercidae. The transcript is spliced from 21 exons. Bases 1 to 2940 code for a protein of 979 amino acids. The record is from RefSeq and is a predicted model, not a curated record. Gene Ontology annotation, cellular component: nucleus. Gene Ontology annotation, biological process: double-strand break repair involved in meiotic recombination; nucleotide-excision repair. Gene Ontology annotation, molecular function: hydrolase activity, acting on acid anhydrides, in phosphorus-containing anhydrides; ATP binding; DNA binding.